This is a messenger RNA of Penicillium malachiteum, 243 nucleotides long. RefSeq lists its product as uncharacterized. Bases 1 to 243 code for a protein of 80 amino acids. Lineage: Eukaryota; Fungi; Ascomycota; Eurotiomycetes; Eurotiales; Aspergillaceae. The record is from RefSeq and is a predicted model, not a curated record. The transcript has a single exon.
AUGGCACCAACUACAUCUCUUCAACGACCUGCAUCGGCUCCUCACCCUCAACCCUCAGAUCUCCUCCUUCCCAUCGAGGCCUUGGGCUACGUCUGGGGAAAAGUGCGAAAGCUUCGCCGACAAAAUCCAUCGAAUACCCAGACCAAGGAAGUCGACUACGAUUCAAGUUACGAGGAAUCAAUCAUCAGCAAAGGGGAAACACUGUGCGAGGCCGAACAUAAAGAGACAACAGAGAAGAAAUGA